This is a messenger RNA of Cephus cinctus (wheat stem sawfly), 1672 nucleotides long. Its product is annotated as odorant receptor Or2. The transcript has 5 exons. Gene Ontology annotation, molecular function: olfactory receptor activity; odorant binding. Bases 539 to 1672 code for a protein of 377 amino acids. Gene Ontology annotation, biological process: detection of chemical stimulus involved in sensory perception of smell; sensory perception of smell. Lineage: Eukaryota; Metazoa; Arthropoda; Insecta; Hymenoptera; Cephidae. The record is from RefSeq and is a predicted model, not a curated record. Gene Ontology annotation, cellular component: plasma membrane.
UGCACACAUCGUAUACACUGAAAAACACAAUCAAGUACGUGAAGAAACCCGCGCGACAGACAUACAUCAAACUGUAGAUAAUUUAUAACAAUUCCUAUUGUCAAGUAAUCGUAUGCACACGUAUAUACGUAUAUAUUAUUAUGCGUAGUUAUACGCAUUUAUCUGUACAUAUGUGCAUACACACGUAUAUAUGUGUAUAUAUAUAAUUAAUAUAUGUGUAUAUAUAUACAUAUAUCGUUGCAUAUUAUACUGAUAACGAUUAAUAAAAGUAAUGUUAAAAAUUUGAACGCCCUCGAAGUUUCCUUUUUCUUUGUAAAUUUUAACUCAGCCCAGCAUUAAUGACUUUUCAAGAUAAAUAUAAAGAAUUGAAGUAGUUCAACAUCGUAAGGCUAAAUUAUGGUCUUUCUUUAGGAGUACAAAACAAUUUUGAAACUUCAACAUGUAAUACUUAAUUACGUCUACUCUGUUUUACCCUCGCGAUGUUUUUCAUUAGUUACUGGAAAACCUUUGCACGUGGUUGAUCGUGUUUUGAGCAAUAAUGGCUAUAUUCGAUAUAAACAUUUUACUACUAAAAUGUUUGGGUCUUGUCAGAUUAGAAAAGAAGGGUGCUUUGAGAACGUGGCAUUUAAUAUACUUUUCAAUACUUUAUAUAUUUCUUGUUAUAUGUCUAGUUGACUCAUUAAUUCUUUGGUUUCAAUCUAAAAGCCUGACAGAUAUCGUGGGAAUAUUUCCUGUUACUUAUAUUGUACUGAUAUCUUGGAUAAAGACUACAUUAUUUGUUUCCGCAAAUGAUAAAAUUUGCAAGGAUAUUGAAUUUGCAAGAACCACGUUCAAGAAUGAUAAAAAGAUUGCUGACUUUUUUAAAAACUUCGUUACGGUGUGCAGUAUUGUUUAUGUUAUUCCAGCUAUUUGGAGUCUUUGUAAUCCAAAAUUAAAAAUGCACGGAAGAUUGUUGCCUUAUCAUACAACAAUGCCGGCUAAUUAUAGUGAUGACCGGCAAUAUCAUUUAGUUUAUGGUUAUUUGAUAUGUGGUGCAUUUUAUGUUGUAUAUACAGAUCUUGAAAUUGAUAUUCUAAUCAUAUCUUUGGGUAUAUACUGCUGUUAUCAAUUUCGAGCUAUUCGACAAGAUUUAACUUAUACUUUGAACGACUAUCGUUGUAAAAAUCGUUGGGACGAUAGAAAAAAUACGUAUGAUUUGAAAUCGUUCAAGAUCAGGUUUCAUGAACACAUACGUUUUCACCAAGAACUACUAAGAUUUGUUACAAGGAUUGACGAAUAUUUCAAGAUGAUUAUGCUGACGGAAGUAGUUUGUUGUCUCUUACUUUGUGCCGCUACAGUGUUUCAUGCACAAAAAUUUUCCAACAACGCGUAUCUCAUUCAUGCAAUUGCGGUAAUGGCAAAACUUUUCGUAGCGAGUUUUGUUUGCGAGAUGUUAUCCCAUCAGAGCGAACAGGUCGGGAAUAGUAUUUAUUUAGCAAACUGGGUGGAAUAUAGUUCCGAUAUAAGGAAGGACGUUGCCAUAAUAAUAUCUAGGGGACAAAAACCGGUGACAUUCACGUAUCAAUUCGAUCAAAUGGGAUUUAAAAUUUUCUUAUUGAUACUGAAAGCAUCUACUUCCUACUAUAUGCUCCUGCGUCAAACAUUAGGUGAAGAACUGGUUUCAGUUUCGUAG